Messenger RNA from Thrips palmi, 4300 nucleotides. It is a transcript of the gene Usp16-45, whose product is annotated as ubiquitin carboxyl-terminal hydrolase 16. Lineage: Eukaryota; Metazoa; Arthropoda; Insecta; Thysanoptera; Thripidae. Gene Ontology annotation, biological process: protein deubiquitination. Bases 201 to 3437 code for a protein of 1078 amino acids. Gene Ontology annotation, molecular function: cysteine-type deubiquitinase activity; zinc ion binding. The transcript is spliced from 14 exons. The record is from RefSeq and is a predicted model, not a curated record.
ACAGCCAGACAGCUGCAGACAGACAGCCAGACAGCCAGGCAGCGCAGCAGAUGACUGUAAUUGCAGCUGGUUUAUAGUUGAAAACACACGGUAGUUCCACAGCUUGUGGCGUUCAACGUUUCAUUAGCUCUCCAAUUUGACAAGUCCCUUCGCGUCUUUCUAUCAGCUUCUUGUCAGAAAGAAAAGAAACUUCUAACACCAUGGCCAAGAAAAAUAACCGUCAACAGGACCCCAAUGAUUCAUCUGAUUCUGGGGACACAAAUGCAGCCUCCACAGCUCCUUCAAGUGCUUGCAAGCACAUAGCCAAAGCAGUCCAACUAGGUGCAGUAAAGAAGAAACUCAAAUGCGGCAAUCGGACUACUUGUGAUGCAUGUGCCAAGAAGACGAAACAAGCCAAUAUAGUGCCCGACGUUUCUUCAAGUAAUGAGGAAGAGGUGACAGAUGAAAAUUGGACUUACUGGAUGUGUUUGACAUGUGCGCACAUAGGUUGCGGGCGGGGCCAGCUAAAGCAUGCUAUUGCACAUUAUAAAACCCCCCGAUCAGACAAACAUGAUUUGGUUGUGGACAUUGAGACAUGGAUUGUAUGGUGCUAUUCUUGUGAGCAAAAGAUGGCUAUGAACUCAACGAAAAAACUUCAGGAGUGUGUAGAAUAUAUACGCCGACAUAUGCAGUCAGCUUCAAAAUCCAUGCCUGUUGUAUCAGAGGACAUGGCUCAGAGCCAAUCAUCCUUGACUAUGUCAGUAGUCCCUUCUUCAGAUAAGGAUGAUACCAGUGUGAAUCAAAAGUCAACUCAAUUUCAUUCUCAAGCUAGGAAAAUUUCCAUCACCAACAAAGAUUUGGCAAAGCCAAGUAAAGUUAGAGGUCUAAUGAAUUUGGGAAACACUUGCUUUUACAAUUCAGUACUUCAGUGUCUAAGUGUAACUCCGUACUUGACAAAGGUUUUGGAGAGAUUGACUUGUAGCGGUGAGGUCUUCACCCUACCCGGAAAUACAAAGCCAGAAGACUUUGAGGCCCCUUCAGUCCAUGGGUCACUGGGGGAGUCUGGUCCACUGAGUGGUGCUCUCUUAUCAACUUUGUUAGAAAUGAGGCACCCUGAUUUGCAUGCAGACACCUUGAGACCUCAAAAGUUACUCAAGCAAGUACAGGAUGCUUUCCCUCAGUUUCGAGGAAAUGAUCAACAUGAUGCUCAUGAACUUCUACGCCAUCUUCUGGAAGGUGUGCGAUCUGAUGACCUUAAGCGCUUUCAGCGUGUGAUUCUGGAACAACAUGGCCUUUUAAGGCGCAAAAAUGAUGAGGUUGCAUCUGAUUUGAAAAAGAGAAUGAAGUUGUAUGGUCAGCAACUUCAAGAUCUUACCUUGGGUGUGGAAGGAAUUUUUAAAGGGCAGCUAGUGAGCAUAGUUGAAUGCCAAGAUUGCAAACACCAUUCUAUCCGCUUCGAAAGCUUUCUUGAUUUGAGCCUACCUGUUAUGGAAGACAAACCCUUGCCACCCAUGCGGAAGAAGGAGCCAGUUGAAACAUUUGCUGGAGAUGAGGGUCUUACUAAAUACCAGAUAAGAAAACGACAAAAGAUGGAAAAGAAGGCGCAAAAGCAGAAGCGGAGAGAGAAGAUGGACGGAUGCGUCACCAUUGCUGAGGAACCUGCCAAGGGCUCUGACGGACCAGAGUCUGCUGAAGAAAGCGAUGCUGACGUCGAGGACAACGCGGAGCAGGAUGCCACGGAGAACACGAAGGAGGUGGUGGAGUCCGGCUACAGCUCGGACAAGCAGAACACCGGCGAGUCGGACGGCACGAGUCCGUCCAUCGGGGCUGCCGGCGCCGAGGCCGCGGAGGAGGCCGUGGAGGACUCCGGGGUUGCCGCGGGCCCCGAGCAGGAGCCGAUGUUCGGCCCAGCCGCCGCCCCGGCCUCCCCCGGCGUGUCGGCCUCGCUCACGGCCUCCGGCUCGCCGUCCCCGACCGCCUCGGCGUCGCCGUCGCCCUGCGUGGCCGAGGCCGAGUCGCCCACCGCGCCGGUGUCCUCCGGGGGGCCGACCUCGCCCUCGCCCGCUGCACUGCAAGCCGCCGUGGCGGCGCCCACCGAGGGCUGGUCCUCCUUCCACACCCCGGAGCACGGCCUGGAGCACGGCCUGGAGCACGGCCUGGAGCACGGCCUGGAGCACGGCCUGGAGCACGGCCUGGAGCACGGCCUCCAGCACGGCCUCCAGCACGGCCUCCAGCACGGCGGGCAGCCCCAGCCGCGCUGCUUCACCCCGGACGAGGAGCUGAGGAUCACGAUCCCGGAGAGCGGGGAGGGCUCCAUCCACAUCUCCCCCGUCCAGCCCGUCCAGCCGUGCGACCGGGACAGGCCUGUCUCCCGGCGAGGCUUCUUCCCGGGUGACACUCGCCGCUCGGGCGUCGGCGGGGACUUCGAGAGCGGCAGCGGAGUCGCGCCGGACUUCACGCCCGAGCUGGAGAACAGACUGCUGUCCUUGUGUCUCAACUCCAGCAGAGUGGUGAACGAAGAGGGGGACGAGAGUGGCAACAAUGACUGCGAUGAAAUAGACUCCAAGAAGAGUGUGGCGGAUGCCGAUGAAACUAGGAGGAAAAUCGAUGAAUGGUACGAAGGACAGAAACCUGCAGACCCAGUCGAAGAUGUGAUUUGUAAUAAUAAUGAGAGAAAUAAUCAUUUGAAAGGAGAAUUUUUAGAAGAGGCUAAACCAUCCAAGUGCAAGACAAAUCUAGUUGUUACUGAUAGACCUACGCAGCGGUCUGCCUCUGGAGAUACAGUAGACAAUAAAAUUGACUGGUGUAAAACUCUAGCAUCAAGGCAACAGACUGAGGAAGGUGAAUGUUCUGUGAUUUCCUGUCUCAAUCAAUUCACAUCUGUAGAGCUGAUGACUGGCAAUAAUAAAGUUGGAUGCGAUGCUUGUACUCUACGCCAAAAUAAAGGUGCGGAGGGGAAAACAGUUUAUAAAAAUUCUACUAAAAUGUUCCUCAUCAGUUCCCCACCUCCGGUGCUUAUUCUUCACCUGAAACGCUUCAUGAUGGAAAAUUACAGGUUUAAGAAACUUCAGCGUUUUGUUAGUUUUCCUCUUGAGCUGGAUAUAGCACCAUUCUGUUCUACAAAAUGCAGGGAUUCACCUGCAUUUCAAGAUACUCAAACUGAAAUAAAAUAUUCCUUGUUUGGAAUUGUGGAACAUACUGGAUCCCUCAAUACUGGUCAUUACAUAGCCUACAUAAAGGUCCGAGCUAACCUUGGUGAAAAGGACCCCAGGUGGUCCUACCUACCUAUGGCCCGAGAGUUUGUCUAUCCUAAAGUGGAUUCGAGCGAUAAUCUAUCAAAUGGUAGCCAAAUGGAAGAGAAGUGGUACUCCAUAAGUGACUCUAGAGUAGUUGAAAUUGCAGAAUCCAAAGUUUUAAAAAUUCAGGCCUACUUACUGUUCUAUGAAAGAGUGAUGUGAAACCUGGUGUGAGGUGAAUACACAUACUCUCUUGCUGUCUAAAAAAAAGUGAAUGAAGACUUAAUAGCAAAGACUAAAAGGCUUAAUGUUCCAGAUUCUAAUAAGAUUCUGACUAAAGUUUAUUUGCUCAAAGGAUUUAGACCACCCUCUGACAUGACAUUUACUACUGUACCUUCAUUCCAAUUUUGUAACUUCAGGUGGAUAAGAUACACACAGUUUGUGGCUUUUCUUAAAAAAUGGAUUCAGGAAAUAAAUGACAACUGCCACUGAUUUAUAUUUAUUGUUCUGUAUCUCAAAAUCUACUGACCUUGUCUCUUCCAAUAUUGUAAUGAAUCUAUUUUCUGGGUUGUCAUAUCUGUGAUAUUCUGGCAGUUCUUUGUAACUCUUGUACCAUUUUUAAUUGUAUAAUUAUUGCAUGUAAUAGUUAUUAUUAUUGAAUCACCUUAUGAAUUGGGGGCACAUUCCAAUCAUGAGGAAAGUUGUUUUUUUCCCUUCAGAUUUUUAUCAAGUAUUGUCCAAUACUGUUCAGAUUGUGAUAGUGCUUUGAAUCUGCAUAUCUGUGCUCGCUUGGUUCGGUUUUUUUUUAUUUAUUUAUUGUUUUUGGUUUAUCUUCAAGAUUACCUAUGAAUUGUUCGAGAUGGUCAUGUAUGGAUUAGAGGAUCUAGUCAAGCAACCCUGUGCUGAUUUCUGUUUCCUGUUGUGUGAUUUUGGGAAUGUUUUUAAUCUUAUAAAAUAUACUGUACCUUAUUUGGCAUGUCUUGCUUAGAAACCUAUGAAUGCAUCCUGCUAUUCCUAUUGAUUUUGUACUUUUUAUUCAUUCACAUUUUCUUUGUUGGAAUGAAAAUAAAUAAAAUGUCACAAGA